GUAGACUUCAUCUCUCCCUUAUUGGCUUCAGCGUUCUUCGGUUGACUGUUGAUCCGUCCGACUACCCUUCGUCUCCGUCUCUUCCACUUCUCCGUUCUACGGAUUGGCUCCAUGUCCCACCACGACCUCCUCUGUUUGCUGCUGACCAGGUUGAGCAGGUCCAGCGUGGCUGCUGCCGCUCCUCGCCGCCACCGCCACCUACUGCUCGGGCUGACUCGAUUUGGCCUCCGGCUUUUGUAAUGAUACGAUGGUCUCGAAAUCUCCCGCGAGGGCUGUGACUUUGUUCCGCCUUGACGCCAGCUUGUGGGCCGCCUCCUCAUUUACAUCAUUGUAAGCACUUGGCGAAUCCUUCCUCCCGUUCAACGUCGCCUUCCUCUCCGACGCCACAUUCUUUUGCUCUGCCUUUGCCUUCCUCUCCGUUACCGAUCUCUCCUCACGCUCCUUAAAUUUGGGUUUCUCUUCUGCCACUGCCUUGUCUCCCUCGCCUCUACUCUCGCUCUCUGGCUGUAGCUUCAGCUUGGCUUCUCGGAUUCUUAUCAUCAGCAUUAUGGGCUUUGGGCUCUUUGUUCUCCUCCGAGCCCCCAUGAUAGGGGUAAUAAUGGUGACAUGACGUGUCAUGACGUCGGCCUCACCUGAGCGUCACUCUGCCCGAGGAGGAGAGCUAUAAUGCUAACUCGACACGCCCUGACGUCAUCCGCUCUCAGACAACGACUUCAUCGCUGUCUGACCCCGCACGCUUGACCGAGGCAGAGGAGGACGACAACCGACCCUCGCCCAUACCCUGCGGCAAGUCGGCUCCCCACGCAACGUCAAUAGCAAUGUCAGAAGCCAUCAGAGGUACGAUCCUACCUCCCGCAGGCAGACACAUCAGGCCGAGCUAUCGACCCGACUUGUGUGUAGGAACAAAGGUGAGGUCGCACCUUCCCGUCGCCGCGGCAAGACUUCGCUCCACACACAACAUCCCGCCAAGACCAUUGCAACCGACCACCCCGGCUGUCCCGAGGAACGUCGUGCGAGAUCCCCCCGCAUUCGGACCCGAACAAAGCCGCGACGGCCCCGAGGCCAUGGCAUACAGUUGUUCCCUGCAAUAUUUUGGCGCUCGAAGGAGAGCCCCCGAAUGUCGAGCGAUCAGCAGAUACACUCUAGCGAACCCGCAGCCAUGGGGUCGCAUCCGGUCAACACCCCAGAAGAACAUCCCCUGCGGGAUGAACCCCGCGACGAGCGCCCUGCCACGACAUCGGAGCGCUACUGGCGGCUGUUCAACGACCCGGGUUUGUCGCCACCCGACGUCCCCGUUGGCCCGCCACCUGUUUCGCCCGAAGCCUUCCACAAUCUCGCUCACCGAGUACGAGCGCUGGCAGGCGUGAUGCAGACUAUCAUCCCGCUCGUCUCCCAGCCGACGCCCCCACAUGCAACCCAGCCUUUGCAAUAGCGUGAGCCCCCCGCCCGGACGCACGCGCCACUCCUUGAGCGCCCAAUUUCGCCUUGAAACCGAACGACCCAACCUGGAGACCAAGAGGCGGAAGGCACGUCGAGUCGCCCAGGGCCUGAGGUGCCACCCGCGGACUCGACGAACGCCCUGCGAGCCCAGUUGCGCCUCUUCAAUCAAUGCCUCGACGAAGUAUAGCAGGAGGUUUGCAGAUCAAAGGGGGAGCUCGGGGCGGACGGAUACUAAGGGUCACCGUUCGCACCCGAAAUACAAGAUCAAGUGAUUCCACCACACUUCCGGCUCCCAUCCCUGGACGCCUAUGAUGACGCCGCUGACCCCGCGGAUCACAUGGCCGUGUUUCGCGCCCAAAUGGCGCUAUAUGUGACUUCUGACGCCUUGAUGUGCAGGGCGUUCCCAACGACCUUGAGGGGAUUGGCCCGCGCAUGGUACAGCGGCCUGAAGACCGGGACCAUCUCUUCCUUCGAUCAGCUCGCCCGAGACUUCAAGCUCAAUUUCCUCGCCUACGCCCGUCCGAAGCCGUCCGUGGCGUUGCUCCUCGGACUCCACCAAAGGGAGGAAGAGCCCCUCUCCCACUUCGUAAACCAUUUCACGACGCAGAUCCGAGGACUCUCAGACGCUCACCCUUCUCUAUUGAUGCGGGAGUUCAUGAUAGGCCUGCGGGCCUCCAGGUUCUUCUGGUCUCUGGUGGAGCGGCCCCCCACGACGGUACCCGAGAUGCUCCAGCGAGCGAGCCAGUUCGUCGUCGCAGAGACAUGGAUGGCCGGGAAGUGCGAAGAGCACAAGAGGGUCAAGUCGGAGCCGCCCCGGCAGCAACAACCCGCUGCAUCUCGGUGUAGGUUGGACAGAUCCGACCCAUCGACAUCGAGGCCCCCUCUCCCAGCCUUGAACUCGUCCCGAACGGAAAUAUUCCUCCACAUAAGGGAAAAGGGAUUGCUCAAAGAACCUUACCCGAUGAGGAAUCCGCGGGAGCUGGCGGACCGGUCAAAGUACUGUCGCUUCCACCGGCAACAUGGGCAUGACACUGAACAGUGUCGGGAGCUAAAGAGGCAGAUCGAGAAGCUCAUUCGUAGGGGACACCUCGGUCAGUACCUCCGACCGGACAAGGAACUUUCACCGCGCCCGGAGGGUUCCAUCGAACGACACAUCGACGUAAUAGCUGGCGGCCCCACAUCUGGCGGGGAUUCUAUGACCAGAAGAAAGGCGUACGCCAGAGCCGAUCCGGCCGAAGCUCCCGGGCACGGGCCCGAGCCUAACAUCACCUUCCCGACCGAGGCAUCAAAACAAACCGAGCACGACGAUGCGCUCGUGAUAUCGGUCAGAAUAGCCAAUGCGCAAGUAAGCAGGAUCAUGGUCGAUACCGGAGCUCAGCCGACAUACUCUACUUCGACGCCUUCUAAAAGCUCGGCUUAUCCGGAGAUAACAUGAAGCUGAUAUUCUCUGCACUCACCGGAUUCACCGGUGAUUCAAUCUCGCCGCUAGGGACGAUCACUUUACCCUUGACCCUGGGAGCCCCGCCGAGGUCAAAGACGGUGAUGACCACCUUCCUGGUAAUCGACCUCCCCGCUGCAUAUAACGCCAUUCUCGGCCGGCCGACCCUCAACAAAAUCAGAGCUGUCAUCUCGACCUACUACCAAACUGUUAAGUUCGCAACCCACGCCGGGACCGGAGAGGUCACAGGAAGUCCCCGAGAAUCCAAGUGCUGCUACCUGACCGUCGUUUCGUUACACAAGAGGGCCAGGGUCGAACCAUCGUUGGCGGACCCCCGGGAGACGAAGAAGCCAGCCCCCCAUCCUGAGCCGAGGGGGUCCACCAUCGACAUGCCGCUGGUAGAGGAUCGGUCGGAGCAGACGGUUAAGAUCGGGUCGGAGUUACCCCGAGCAAGAACGAAAACAGCUCUUCGGCCUCCUACAGAAGAAUGCCGACGUCUUCGCCUGGUCGCCAUCGGACAUGACGGGCGUCAACCCGACAGUUGCACAGCAUCACCUCAGUAUUUCACCCGACGCCCGCCCUGUAAAACAAAAGCCCAGGUGGCAGGCCCCUGAUCGGCAGUUGGCCAUACGAGAAGAAGUGGGUCGACUCCUAGAGGCGGACUUUAUAGAAAAAGCCAGAUACCCACAAUGGCUAUCCAAUGUAGUCCUCGUCAAGAAAGCUAAUGGAAGCUGGAGGAUGUGCGUUGAUUGCA
Molecule: messenger RNA, 3632 nt
Organism: Musa acuminata AAA Group (dessert banana)
Lineage: Eukaryota; Viridiplantae; Streptophyta; Magnoliopsida; Zingiberales; Musaceae
Exons: 2
Coding region: 1778-2875 (365 amino acids)
Source: RefSeq, a predicted model, not a curated record